Canis lupus familiaris (dog) is the source of this 4867-nucleotide messenger RNA. RefSeq names its product flavin containing dimethylaniline monoxygenase 2 (gene FMO2). Gene Ontology annotation, molecular function: flavin adenine dinucleotide binding; N,N-dimethylaniline monooxygenase activity; NADP binding. The transcript is spliced from 9 exons. The coding region runs from base 49 to 1749 and encodes 566 amino acids. The record is from RefSeq and is a predicted model, not a curated record. NCBI's taxonomy places the organism in Eukaryota, Metazoa, Chordata, Mammalia, Carnivora, Canidae.
AGAAGCUCCUCCCACUUCUCACAGCCUCCUCCAACUCUUAAAGUACUUAUGAUUGUGUCCCAGCCCACAGCCAACAGAGAAAACCAUUGUGUCAAAGAGACAGCACCAAAAGGCAAUACGAAGGACACCAUGGCAAAGAAGGUGGCAGUGAUUGGAGCAGGAGUCAGUGGUCUGGUCUCUCUGAAGUGCUGUGUGGAUGAGGGACUGGAGCCCACUUGCUUUGAGCAGACUGAAGAUAUUGGAGGGCUGUGGAGGUUCAAAGAAAAUGUUGAAGAUGGCCAAGCAAGUAUCUAUCAAUCUGUCAUCACCAACACCAGCAAAGAAAUGUCCUGUUUUAGUGACUUUCCAAUGCCUGAGGACUUUCCAAACUUCCUGCACAAUUCUAAGCUCCUGGAGUAUUUCCGGAUUUUUGCCAGAAAGUUUGAUCUUCUAAAAUAUAUCCAGUUCCAGACAACAGUCCUCAGUGUGAAAAAACACCUGGAUUUCUCAUCCUCUGGCCAAUGGGAAGUUGUUACUGAGAGGAACAACAAGAAGCAAAGUGCUGUCUUUGACGCAGUUAUGGUUUGCAGUGGCCAUCACAUCCUCCCUCACAUCCCACUGGAGUCAUUUCCAGGUAUCGAGAGGUUCAAAGGCCAGUAUUUGCAUAGCCGCCAAUACAAGCACCCAGAGGGAUUCGAGGGGAAACAUAUCCUGGUGAUUGGACUAGGGAACUCGGCCUCAGAUAUUGCCGUUGAGUUGAGUAAGAAGGCUGCUCAGGUAUUUAUCAGCACCAGACAUGGUUCCUGGGUCAUGAGCCGUAUCUCUGAAGAUGGUUAUCCCUGGGACAUGGUGUUCCACAGCCGGUUUAGGUCCAUGCUCCGAAAUGUCCUGCCACAAACAAUUCGAAAAUGGAUUAUGGAACAGCAGAUGGAUCGGUGGUUCAACCAUGAAAAUUAUGGCCUUGAGCCUCAAAACAAAUAUCUUAUGAAAGAACCUGUACUAAAUGAUGAUCUUCCAAGUCGUAUACUCUAUGGAACCAUCAAGGUGAAACCAAGAGUGAAAGAGCUCACAGAAACUUCUGCCAUCUUUGAAGAUGGAACAGUGGAGGAAGAGAUUGAUGUCAUUGUCUUUGCAACAGGAUAUACUUUCUCUUUUCCCUUCCUUGAAGAUUCACUUGUUAAAGUAGAGGAUAAAAUGGUCUCGCUGUAUAAAUACAUGUUCCCUCCUCAACUGGAGAAGUCCACUCUGGCAUGCAUUGGUCUCAUCCAGCCCCUAGGUUCCAUUUUCCCAACUGUCGAACUUCAAGCUCGUUGGGCUACCAGGGUCUUCAAAGGCUUGUGUACCUUGCCCUCAGGGAGCACUAUGAUGGCGGACAUUAUCAAGAGGAAUGAAAAAAGAAUAGAUCUGUUUGGAAAGAGCCUGAGCCAGACAUUGCAGACCAAUUACGUUGACUACUUGGACGAGCUUGCCUUAGAGAUAGGUGUGAAGCCAGACCUCCUGUCUCUCUUGUUAAAAGACCCCAAACUUGCUGUGAAGCUCUACUUUGGACCCUGCAACUCCUACCAGUACCGCCUCAUUGGGCCCGGGCAGUGGAAGGGGGCCAGGAGUGCCAUCCUCACCCAGAAACAAAGGAUACUGAAGCCUUUAAAGACACGGGCACCAAAAGCUUCAAGUGAUUUCCCUAUUUCCUUCCUGUUGAAAAUUCUGGGGCUUCUCGCUAUUGUUGUGGCCUUUUUUUUCAGCUUCAAUGGUUCUAAUCCAUCAGCAUAAAGUUGACUUUAGUGUCAGUCAGUUCCCUUAAAAAAGAAAAAAAAAACUAAAAAAAGGAAAAAUACAAAAUCUAGAUUCUAUAUUUCAGAGUUGGGAGGAGCAGAGAGAGGUUGCUGUAGAGAAUUCAAAGAAUUAGGUCCGGGUAAAACACCAAAAUGGUGUCAUGAAAGUUCUUUGCCAUUUCACUUUUCCCUCAAGUUCACCAGACUCUCCAAAAGGACAAUUAAAUAGCACUGGCUACAUAGUACUGCCAGCCCCAUGGAAGAGGGCUGUGUGGAAAAAAAUAGAAAUAUGCAGAAGGAAAAACAAGCUCCAUGGUUGAAAACAUUGGAAAAUUUCAAUGGUGGGUAAAUAUUUAAACUCCUGCAUGAUGUUCUUGAUAGUCUUCUUACUUGGACUGUAUUUGGUAACAAACCUCUCAGGUGUUAGGUCAUGCUCCAUUUGGUUAGCAAGGAAUCACUCAAAAGUCCUGGCAUAGGGAUCCCUGGGUGGCGCAGCGGUUUGGCGCCUGCCUUUGGCCCAGGGCGCGAUCCUGGAGACCCGGGAUCGAAUCCCACAUCGGGCUCCCGGUGCAUGGAGCCUGCUUCUCCCUCUGCCUAUGUCUCUGCCUCUCUCUCUUUCUCUCUCUGUGACUAUCAUAAAUAAAUAAAAAUUUAAAAAAAAAAAAAAAAAACAAAAGUCCUGGCAUAAAAAAUGAGAAGCUAGACUCAGAAAUUGAUGGCAAUGAUCGCAAGACUCCUGAGCUUCCUGGUGAAAGCUAAGCCAAUAGCCACAUUUCUUACAUUUUGAUAGAAACACAGCUGUAAACAUACCAAACAGCUAUAUACAUAUUUAGUACUUAUCAUAGACCAGACAUUGUGCUAAAUACACAUCAUAUGUUUUAACUUCAUUUAAAUCUCACAAUAAUUCUCCAAGAUGUGUGAGGCUAUUCUACCCAUUUUACAGAUGAUGAAACUGAGACUCAGAGCAGUUGUGUAACAUGCCCAAGACCAUACAGCUGGUCUUGUCAUGGAGCUGGGAUUGGAACCCAGUUUUGCUUGAUUCUAGAACUGCAGAUCAUAACCUUUACCCAGAAUAUACUUAUUUACAAAAACCCUUAUUAUUGAUAAGGUACUUAUUAACAGUUAUUAUAUUUGUAAUCAUAUAUAUGUUGCUUUUGGAAGAACUUAAUACAGAUAACAGUAUUCUUCUUGCAAAUAUAAUCAAUUAAUUGUAUUCAUAAUACUUGUUUUAUAGACCAGCCAGAUCUAAAAAGCAUUUGAAGGAAUUUACAAUGAAAACCUAUACAAGAACAUUUAAGAUAAUCAUUGGCAUUUUGAAAAAACAAGCAUCAAGGAAGAAGUAUAUGUCCCAAGUAGAUAAAAAGUAUUAUAAUAAUUGAGCCUUGUAUUUAGCUCUAACCUUAAAAAUAACCAAUGCAAAAAGUGAAACAAUAUUUAAUCUCUGUCAUUUGAUAAAAGGAAGCAUAGCAGUUUGUUAGGAGACAUAUAUUCUUGGAACUGAAAUCUAAAAAACAUACAAGCAAUUCAACAUCAACAGAUAUUGAGCAACAUAAUAAACAUUUGGUUUAUCAGUCUACUACAGUCAUUCUCUCCAUGAACUGUGCUUUGGGAAAUAAACUAUGCCCUAAGCCCAAGGCCUUCUGAAGAGGGAAAAAGUCAGAGAUUAGAGAUUUAAGCAAAUUUCUCCUCUUACUCUUCCAAAGUCUGUGUGGACACUGUUCUUCACUUUGGCCUGGAUUUGUCCCUGAAGUAUCCAGAGCAAUGUAAUGGCAAUCUGUCAGUGGAAGCUUUAUUUUUAUUGAAAUGCAAAAUAAUUUUUCAUUGUCCUAUGGGCAGUUUUCUUUGAAAAAAUUGCAGAUGGUAUAUAUACUUCUUGAUUAAAAACUGAUUACUUUGCUAAUUAUUAAAAUUAUUUGCCAGCCAUUAUGGCUUGCAAUAUAUGGCUUGCAAUAUGAUGCAGAAAGCCAUUUUAUUAUUGAUAAAAAUAAUAUUGAUAAUAAUAAUAAAUUGAAAGCCUGUAUUGCUAGAACAGGUGAACUGUUGUCUGUGGGUUAAAUGCAGAGCACUACAUAUUUCUGUAAAUAAAGUUUUAUUGGAACUUGUGGCUGUUAUUGGAACAGCCACAACAUACAUUUAUGGUCUGUGGCUGCUUGCAAGCUAUAAUGGCAGAGGUAAGUAGUUGCAACAAAAACAGUGUGACUCACAAGACCUAAAAUAUUUACUAUCUGGCCCUUCAUAGAGUAAGUUUGCCUAUCCCUACUUUGUAAUAUCCAAACCAUUGUCCUAAUUAUUUUUCAUAACUUGCCUCAUUCAUCAUUCUCACUACCCAGGGAACUAACUAUGGUUAUUAUCCUACAGUGGACUAGAUUGGGAAACAAGUGUCAGGUUGAUACUGAAUCAGUGGAGGAAAAUAGCUCCAUUAGGACAGAAUUAUUAUUACAUGUAUAACCUUGAAAAUUAUAGAAAAAGGUUGACCUAUUGAAAUCUUUCCAACUAUUCUAUUUUUAAAAAACAUAAAUAGUUCAUUUCCAGACUCUGAGAUUGACUAAGGAUGACACAUUCAAGUUUCUUCUUCUGCCUCUAUACACCCUGAAUCAGGAAAAUAUCCCAGACAAACCACCUAGGUUAGUUUGUUCCAAACCAUGACCCACAGAAUAUAUGCAUCAGAAUAUCUCGGAGAGCUUACAGAAGUGCAGUUUUAAAUAUAAGUGCAGUAAUAAUUCAGACCUACUGAAUGAGAGUCUCUGCUGGAAUCUCCAAUCUUGACAAGCUUCCUAGAAGAUUCCUGUGCACAUUAAAUUUGAGACAUUGGUUUCAUAUGUCUCCAAAAAAAGAAAACCUGCUUUAGAGAUCAGUCCAUGACUUUUUCCAUUCCUCAGGGCCAAAUUGCCCCUGGGGUUCAGCCUUGGUACUUCUUGCUGCAGGUUAUCAUAUUCUUCUCCUGUAAAGGAUGUGAACUGGUUGCCACCUUCAUCCCAAAUCUCUCCCCAUAAUGGUCCUUUUACUAACCUUUUAUUUUAACCACCUUUCUCUCUAUGAUAGCUUGGUUUUUCUUACGAAAAACCAAAUAUGUCUCAUUUGCUCUUUACAGGAAAAAUAGAUAUUUUUAAAAUAAA